AUGUGCGGUAUAUUUGCUUACUUAAACUACCAUGUCCCUCGCACAAGACGAGAAAUCUUGGAGACUCUAAUCAAAGGCCUUCAGAGACUGGAGUACAGAGGAUACGAUUCUGCAGGUGUGGGAGUUGAUGGAGGCAAUGACAAAGAUUGGGAAGCAAAUGCCUGCAAAAUCCAGCUCAUUAAGAAGAAGGGGAAAGUAAAAGCACUGGAUGAAGAAGUUCACAAACAACAGGAUAUGGAUUUGGAUAUAGAAUUUGAUGUACACCUUGGAAUAGCUCAUACCCGUUGGGCAACACAUGGUGAACCCAAUCCUGUCAAUAGCCAUCCACAGCGCUCUGAUAAAAAUAAUGAAUUUAUUGUUAUUCAUAAUGGAAUCAUCACCAACUAUAAAGACUUGAAAAAGUUUUUGGAAAGUAAAGGCUAUGACUUUGAAUCUGAAACAGACACAGAAACAAUCGCCAAGCUUGUUAAGUACAUGUAUGACAAUCGGGAAAGUCAAGAUAUCAGUUUCACUACCUUGGUGGAGAGAGUUAUUCAACAAUUGGAAGGUGCUUUUGCACUUGUAUUUAAAAGUGUUCAUUUUCCUGGCCAAGCAGUUGGCACAAGACGAGGUAGUCCUCUGUUGAUUGGUAUACGAAGUGAACAUAAACUCUCUACUGAUCACAUUCCAAUACUCUACAGAACAGGCAAAGAUAAGAAAGGAAGCUGCAAUCUCUCUCGUGUGGACAGCACAACUUGUCUUUUCCCUGUUGAGGAAAAAGCGGUGGAAUAUUACUUUGCUUCCGAUGCAAGUGCUGUCAUAGAACAUACCAAUCGCGUCAUCUUUCUUGAAGAUGAUGACGUAGCAGCGGUGGUAGAUGGCCGUCUUUCUAUCCAUCGAAUUAAACGAACUGCAGGGGAUCAUCCUGGAAGAGCUGUGCAAACCCUCCGGAUGGAACUCCAGCAGAUCAUGAAGGGAAACUUCAGUUCAUUUAUGCAGAAGGAAAUUUUUGAGCAGCCAGAGUCAGUUGUGAACACAAUGAGAGGAAGAGUCAACUUUGAUGACUAUACUGUGAAUUUGGGUGGUUUGAAGGAUCACAUUAAGGAGAUCCAGAGGUGCCGGCGUCUGAUUCUUAUUGCUUGUGGAACAAGUUAUCAUGCUGGUGUAGCUACACGUCAAGUUCUUGAAGAGCUGACUGAGUUGCCAGUUAUGGUGGAGCUAGCCAGUGAUUUCCUGGAUAGAAACACGCCAGUUUUUCGUGAUGACGUUUGCUUUUUUAUUAGUCAGUCAGGUGAGACAGCAGAUACCCUGAUGGGUCUUCGGUACUGCAAGGAGAGAGGAGCUUUAACUGUGGGGAUCACAAACACUGUCGGCAGUUCCAUAUCAAGGGAGACAGACUGUGGAGUUCACAUUAAUGCUGGGCCCGAGAUUGGCGUGGCCAGCACAAAGGCUUACACCAGCCAGUUUGUAUCCCUUGUGAUGUUUGCCCUUAUGAUGUGUGAUGACAGGAUUUCCAUGCAAGAGAGACGCAAAGAGAUCAUGCUUGGAUUAAAGCGGCUGCCUGAUUUGAUUAAAGAAGUACUGAGCAUGGAUGAUGAAAUUCAGAAACUGGCCACAGAACUUUAUCAUCAGAAGUCGGUCUUAAUAAUGGGGCGUGGCUAUCAUUAUGCUACUUGUCUUGAAGGGGCACUAAAAAUCAAAGAAAUCACUUACAUGCACUCUGAAGGCAUCCUCGCCGGUGAAUUGAAACAUGGUCCUCUGGCUUUGGUGGAUAAGUUGAUGCCUGUCAUCAUGAUCAUCAUGAGAGAUCACACUUAUGCCAAGUGUCAGAAUGCUUUUCAGCAGGUGAUUGCUAGGCAGGGACGCCCAGUGGUGAUUUGUGAUAAGGAAGAUACUGAGACCAUUAAUAACACAAAAAGAACAAUCAAGGUGCCCCACUCAGUGGACUGCUUGCAAGGCAUUCUCAGUGUGAUCCCCUUACAGUUGCUGGCUUUCCACCUUGCUGUGCUGAGAGGCUAUGAUGUUGAUUUCCCCCGGAAUCUUGCAAAAUCUGUAACAGUAGAAUAA
Molecule: messenger RNA, 2046 nt
Organism: Pipistrellus nathusii (Nathusius's pipistrelle)
Lineage: Eukaryota; Metazoa; Chordata; Mammalia; Chiroptera; Vespertilionidae
Source: the annotation of a GenBank genome assembly